AUGGCUGAGGAGGUUUUAAUUCCAUCGUCAGGGAAAAUCACAUCGCACCUGACCGGCUCUCUUUUGGCAGUGGCAUUCCUUACCUCCUUUGGGAGCUCUAUGCUUUAUGGCUACAAUCUGGCUGUGGUCAACUCCCCUGCUGUGUAUAUAAAAGACUUCUACAAUAAGACAGUUGUGAGUCGUAAUGGAACAGGGCUAAGUGAGGAGACCCUGACCCUCAUGUACUCUCUCACUGUGUCUGUCUUCGCUAUUGGAGGAUUGCUUGGCUCCGUUAUAGUGGGCAUGCUGGUCACUCGCUUUGGCAGGAAAGGUACGGUGGUAAAUACAUCAAUGCUGGUGUUUAUUGCUGGCUCACUCAUGGGCUUCAGCAGGAUUUGUGGUUCACCUGAGAUGGUCAUCUUUGGACGCUUCAUCACAGGAAUUCACUCAGGGAUCUCUCUAAGUGUAGUACCGAUGUACCUGGGUGAGAUUGCUCCUAAGAACCUCCGAGGCUUCCUGGGUCUUGUGCCAAGUAUCUUUAUUGGCACUGGAGUCUUCACUGCCCAGAUCCUUGGUCUACAUGAGCUGCUAGGAAAGGAGGAGCACUGGCCCCUGUUUCUCUCUGUGGUGGUAGUACCCACCUUCAUCCAGUUGAUGCUGUUGCCGUGGUUCCCAGAGAGCCCCAGGUACCUGCUGAUUGAGAAGCACAAUAUCCACGCCACCAUCACAGCUCUGAAGUGGUACAGGACCAAGUGUAACAUCCAGGCUGAGAUUGAGGAGAUGCAGGAGGAGCAGCGCUCCCUGUCAUCCAUGGAGACGCUGUCCGUAUGGAAACUGCUGCUCGAUGACACAGUCCGCUGGCAGGUGCUCAGCGUGGUGGUCAUCAACAUCGGCAUGCAGCUGUCUGGCAUCGAUGCUAUCUGGUUCUACACCAAUGACAUAUUUAAUAAUGCAGGAAUCCCUGCACCAGAGAUCCAGUACACCACAGCAGGCACAGGAAUAAUAGAAAUCAUCGCUGGACUCAUUGGGUGUUUCACCAUAGAGAAGCUGGGCAGGAGGCCUCUCAUGAUUGGGGGUUUCGCUAUGAUGGGUAUCUGCAGUGGCGGAAUCACAUUAUCCCUAAUUUUACAGGCUCACCUAUCAUUUAUGCGCUACAUCAGUGUCUGCUGUGUGGUCGGCAUCAUCGCUGGCUUCUGCAUUGGUCCAGCGGGUGUUCCCUUCCUGAUCACAGCGGAGCUGUUCAAACAGUCCCACCGCCCAGCAGCCUACAUCGUAGGAGGAUCACUCAACUGGCUGUCCAAUUUCACAGUGGGCUUCGUCUUCCCCUUCUUACAGAAGUCAGCUGGGUCAUACUGCUACUUAGUGUUUGGCGGCAUUUGUCUGUCUGUGGCUGUCUAUGUCUACAUUGUCAUCCCUGAAACCAAAAACAAGACCUUCAUGGAGAUCAGCCGGAUCUUCUCUAAGAAGGAGGCCAUUCUAGAGACCCAGGGCCUGACCCACAUUGACCAGCUGAAGCUAAAGAAGAUGAACGGCUAUGGCGGCCUGGAACACACUUCACUGGAGUUCGACAGUUCUUCUUCUGUUCCUUAAUGAAGGUUCAGGUUCUCGCUGGGACUACAGAUCCAGAUUGUACACAUGAACCAAAUACUUACUCUGGUCGGGUAAAGCUGGACAUUUCACUUAGAUCAUACUCAGGUUCAAAACAUUGCUGAAUAAACAGCACAGUAUGUGGUUCUUACAUGUGCUCUUCUUAUUAAUUUCAUAUUUUAGUCAGUCUAAGGUAUUGAAGCAAAGCUUACAACUUUGGAGCUGUCCUUGAUGUCAGUAAUAAAAACGCUAUAUUCUCCAGGGUAAUUGUUAAGAUCAGGGAACAUGGGAACAUCACUGUAAAAAAGUUCACUGGUUCAAGAAACCAGAACAGUCAGAUGAUCAGACAUAUAAACAUCCAGCUUAGUCCAACAUAUUUAAAAGAGAAAACACUUAAGUUGCA
Scomber japonicus (chub mackerel) is the source of this 1969-nucleotide messenger RNA. RefSeq names its product solute carrier family 2 member 15a (gene slc2a15a). The record is from RefSeq and is a predicted model, not a curated record. Gene Ontology annotation, cellular component: membrane. The coding region runs from base 1 to 1569 and encodes 522 amino acids. Gene Ontology annotation, biological process: monosaccharide transmembrane transport. Lineage: Eukaryota; Metazoa; Chordata; Actinopteri; Scombriformes; Scombridae. The transcript is spliced from 12 exons. Gene Ontology annotation, molecular function: hexose transmembrane transporter activity.